UGGAGGCGGGCGGCGCUCCCCGCCGGCUCCCGCGCCCCGCCGCCGCCCGGGCGCACUCACGGCAAGGCGCAGCAGGGCGGCCGGGGUCCGGGGUUGCCUCUCCCGCGCCUCCCGCAAAAUGGCCGCCGAUGCGGGAUCCCUGGUCCAGUCCUGGAAGCAGCCGGAGCUCGGGCGGCUCCAGAAGGAACUGAACUCUGUGGCUUCUGAACUGGCUGCCCGUCAGGAGGAAAGCGAACAUUCGCACAAGCAUUUAAUUGAAGUCAGUCAGGAAUUUAAAAGAAAUGUACCUGAGGAGGUUCGAGAUAUGGUGGCUCCUGUCUUAAAAAGUUUUCAGGCAGAGGUGGUUGCUCUCAGCAAACGGACCAAGGAAGCCGAGGCAGCGUUCCUGACUGUUUACAAGCAAUUACUCAAAGCCCCAGCUGAUCCUGUGCCCAGCCUUGAAGUGCGGCACCAGACGCUCCACUGCCUUGGCCCCGAGAAGCCCCCAUUGAAGGAGUUGAACCGGCCCUGGAAGAAGGAGCUGCUGUUCCCCAAAGAGCCAAAAGAAGGACCCCUCCCUGGUGGGCUGGCGGUUUCAGAGGCCAAGCUUGCUGGGCUUAACAGCAAAGCCCUGCUGACCGACUCGUUGUUGCAGAGAAAUGAGGUUGAGAAGCAAAAGGGCCUUCAAGAAGCCCAGUUCACUUUGGCCAGCCGGCUGGGGGAAGCAGAAGAGAAAAUCAAAGUCCUGCAUUCAGCACUAAAGGCUACCCAGACGGAGCUGGUCGACCUGCGAUGUAAAUAUGACGAAGAGGCAGCUUCCAAGACAGAUGAAGUGGCCAUGAUUAUGACAAAUCUCGAAAAAGCCAACCAGAGAGCUGAGGCUGCCCAGAGGGAGGUGGAGAGCCUGCGGGAACAGCUUGCCGCCGUAAACAGCUCCCUUCGCUUGGCUUGCUGUUCUCCCCAAGGACCAAGUGGGGACAAAGUGAAUUAUUCUUUGUGCCCGGGUCCACGUCUAGAGGCCGCCCUGGCCGCCAAGGAUCGGGAAAUUCUUCGGCUUCUCAAGGAAAUCCAACAUUUGCAAAACUCCAUGCAAGAAAUGGAGGAUUCUUCAGCCAAUCAGAUUGCAGACCUGGAACGGCAGUUGGCAGCCAAAAGCGAAGCCAUUGAAAAGCUGGAAGAAAAGCUUCGGGCUCAAUCAGAUUAUGAAGAGGUCAAAACAGAACUGAGCAUUUUGAAAGCAAUGAAGCUGGCCUCCUCCGAUUGCAGCCUAUCCCAGAGUAUCUCAAAGCCCUCCGAUGCCCUGUUUCUGGAAAAAGACUCCUUCUACGCAUCUCGGAAGUAUCUCUUGGAAAAACCAAACCUCGCCACCAGUCCUGAGGAGGACGCCUCGGAAGACGAGUCGGUGAAGGACUCCAUGGGCCCCGAGCAACCUUACCCGUCUCCCCAGCAGCUCCUGCACCCACCUAGGGAAGACUCCACCUCCCCUCCGCUCCUCCAGCCCCUGCUGGCCCCCACGGUAGCCCUGGAGAUGGGCCCCCCAGGCUACAAGAGCGAGAACAGCAGCACGGGCAGCUUCCCCUCCGCCUUCUAUGCCGCCAAAGGGCUGGUGCUGCCCACGAACCCCAGCGACGGGAGCCCCCCAAGUGACCAGUCAGAAGGCAGCAAUCCCAGCUCAGCCGACGAGGAGCAACUGGACACGGCGGAGAUCGCUUUCCAGGUGAAGGAGCAGCUGCUGAAGCACAACAUUGGCCAACGCGUCUUCGGACAUUACGUCCUGGGCCUCUCGCAGGGCUCGGUCAGCGAGAUCCUGGCCCGGCCCAAGCCUUGGCGCAAGUUGACCGUCAAAGGGAAAGAGCCUUUCAUCAAGAUGAAGCAGUUCCUCUCUGACGAGCAGAACGUCCUAGCGCUGAGAACGAUUCAGGUGCGCCAGAGAGGAAGCAUUACGCCAAGGAUUAGAACUCCAGAAACUGGUUCAGACGACGCCAUCAAGAGCAUCUUAGAGCAGGCCAAGAAAGAGAUUGAGUCCCAGAAAGGAGGGGAGGCGAAGAGCACCUCCACGCCCCAGGCAGCCACCAACGGCAUCAGCACCAGCAGCUCAGAAGAUGCCAUCAAGAAUAUCCUGGAACAGGCCCGUCGCGAGAUGCAAGCUCAGCAACAGGCCUUCCUUGAGAUAGAAUCCGGCAGCCACAGCCAACCCAUCUCCACGCCCCCUGCGGAACCCUCUCCUCUGUCCUCCUUCAGCCAGAACAUUGUCCGUGCCUACAUCAAGCAGGAAGAAGGGGGUGGGCCGGGCCACAACGCCAGCGGCAGCAGCUGCAGUGUGACCCCGGCCCCCCUGACGGUGCUCUCCCCGGCAGCCUUUGUGCAGAACAUCAUCCGCAAGGUCAAGUCCGAGAUUGGGGAUUCCGGCUCCUACUUUGACCAGCACUGGGCGUCCGACAGGAACCUCCUCAACCGGCCUUUCACCUCGGUGUCACCCUCCCUCUCUUCCUCGUCCAGCUACUCCAGCAUGGCCAAUGGGCGAGGGUGGCCACGAGGUGAACCUGGGGACUCUGGACCAAAUGAGGAAGACUUGGCCACCUCGGAAGAUGAACCCCACCGGGCGCUAGAAGUCAAGUCAGAAGUGGUGGGUUCGGAAGCCCAAGGAACCGGGCGCUUGUCUUACUACCCAUCCUACGUGCCAAGGACUCUCAAGCCCACCGUCCCCCCCUUGACCCCAGAACAGUACGAGAUGUACAUGUACAAGGAAGUGGACACCCUGGAACUCACACGGCAAGUCAAGGAGAAGUUGGCCAAGAACGGGAUCUGCCAACGCAUCUUUGGGGAGAAGGUCCUGGGGUUGUCGCAAGGCAGCGUGAGCGACAUGUUGUCCAGGCCCAAACCAUGGAGCAAGCUCACCCAGAAGGGACGGGAACCGUUCAUCCGGAUGCAGCUUUGGCUCUCCGACCAGCUGGGCCAAAACAUCAGCCAGCAGGCCAGCCUGCCUCAAGCCAGCCCCGGAGAGUCUCAGUCAUCUCCUUCCCCUCCAGCCAGUCCUUCUGAGCAAGAGAAAAGCCCUCCGGAGCCCCUGAGUCUUGCCCUGGAAAGCAGCAAAGAAAACCAGCAGCCGGAAAGCAAAGCCAGCUCCUUGCUGAGUGGCAAAAUGUGCCCCAACCACCACAACUCCCUGGGCAUUCAGGAGAUCGUGGCCAUGUCCCCUGAGCUGGACACCUAUAGCAUCACUAAGAAGGUCAAGGAGGUUUUAACCGACAACAACCUUGGUCAGCGCCUUUUCGGAGAGAGCAUCCUGGGCCUGACGCAGGGAUCGGUCUCCGAUCUCCUUUCGAGGCCCAAGCCUUGGCAUAAACUGAGCCUUAAGGGAAGGGAGCCCUUCGUCCGCAUGCAGCUCUGGCUGAACGACCCCCACAACGUUGACAAACUCCGGGACAUGAAAAAGCUGGAGAAGAAAGCGUAUCUGAAACGUCGUUACGGGCUCAUCAGUGCUGGCUCAGACAGCGAGUCCCCCAACCCUCGUUCUGAGUGCCCCAGUCCCAGCCUUCAGCUGCAAGACCUCAGCCUUCUGCAAAUCAAGAAGCCAAGGGUGGUCUUGGCUCCAGAGGAGAAGGAGACCUUGAAGAGGGCCUACCAGCUGGAACCAUACCCCUCUCAGCAGACGAUAGAGUUGCUCUCCUUCCAGCUCAACCUCAAGACCAACACGGUCAUUAACUGGUUCCACAAUUACAGGUCUCGGAUGCGCCGAGAGAUGCUGGUGGAAGGAAGCCAAGACGACACAGACGCAGAGCAGAGCGCGACCCCUGCUGGGCCUUUGCUCAAGGUGGCCCAGCCCCAGAGCCCCGAUUCAGAAGGGGAGGACCAGAAGCCCACCUUCCGAAGUGUUGAGUGCCAAGGAGAAUGCAAAGCGCUGGUGGAAGUCAAGGAGGAGCAGCUGGAGGCUGGCGACAAAGACGAUGGGGGUAGCAGUAGAGACUCCUGUAGUGCGGAAGCCGAGGUAGAGCCCAUAUCCGCAUCCAGCCCCAGGGAAGAGCCUGGUUGUGUGAGCCCACAUGAACCUCCCAGCCUCACCUGGGCCAGCACCCUACGUAGCAAGACACACCUGCCCGGGGGCCACAACUACUCCAGUUUCCAUAACCCCGUGGAGACCGACUGCCACGAGCGGUCUCCCUUGGACCCUGUUAGCUUUAAAUCCGCCUCCGAGUCCUCCCGUUGCAGCCUAGAAGUUUCUCUAACCUCUCCGUCCGCCGCUUCCUCGCCGGGACUCCUGAUGUCCGUCUCUCCCGUCCCAUCCUCCUCAGCUCCCAUCUCCCCCUUGCCGGUGAACGCCGCGGCCACCAAAGGGCAGAGCGCCAGCCCGGCUGCAGAUACAGGGACCAGCGCAAAACUGACUACGAACAUCCAGCGGCGGAAUGAGAAAAUGGCUAACCUUAACAGCAUCAUUCAUCGGCUGGAAAGAGCUGCCAACCGCGAGGAGACUCUGGAGUGGGAAUUUUGAAAGGGCUAAACGGAAA
Molecule: messenger RNA, 4484 nt
Organism: Ahaetulla prasina
Lineage: Eukaryota; Metazoa; Chordata; Lepidosauria; Squamata; Colubridae
Gene: CUX2
Product: cut like homeobox 2
Exons: 23
Coding region: 119-4468 (1449 amino acids)
Biological process (GO): regulation of DNA-templated transcription
Molecular function (GO): DNA-binding transcription factor activity, RNA polymerase II-specific; DNA binding
Source: RefSeq, a predicted model, not a curated record